Molecule: messenger RNA, 393 nt
Organism: Loa loa (African eye worm)
Lineage: Eukaryota; Metazoa; Nematoda; Chromadorea; Rhabditida; Onchocercidae
Exons: 2
Coding region: 1-393 (130 amino acids)
Source: RefSeq, a predicted model, not a curated record
AUGCAUAAACUGAUCCGGUCAGAAAACAGGAAAGAAAAAAAACCACAAGCCAAAUCUAAACACACCAAACACACCACCCCGCACCCAUUUCCCGAGAAGGAUAGCACAACCACCAAUAAGAAGCGCUUAAUACCAUCACAUUCAUCCUAUAUACAACCUGUCCUCUAUGCUCUAUGCUCCUCGCUAUUUCAUCGUUUCUUUUACACUCUGAAUCUCCUGUCUCACAAACUUUAUAAAGUGCAUGUUCUCUUGGCUCCAACUAAACGGAUCGAGAACGCGGAAGAAAUAGAAUCUCGUUAUCAUGUUCAACCGGUACUUUUAAGAGAACGCGGAAGGAAUAGAGUCCCAUUACCAUGUUUAAGCGAUACCUUUAAGAGAACGCGGGAGAAAUAG